Messenger RNA from Phaeodactylum tricornutum CCAP 1055/1, 1497 nucleotides. RefSeq lists its product with no specific name. The transcript is spliced from 2 exons. Gene Ontology annotation, biological process: regulation of actin filament-based process. Lineage: Eukaryota; Bacillariophyta; Bacillariophyceae; Surirellales; Neidiaceae. Bases 135 to 431 code for a protein of 98 amino acids. The record is from RefSeq and is a predicted model, not a curated record.
CGGAAAAACAGUUGACAAGGUUUCGAGCUUUGCCAACGACUUACGUUACGACAACGUUUAAAAAAGGAAAGCAGUGGUCUCCAGACAGCUUGAGGGCGAAUUCUUUUUAAAGGCUGUAGGGAGGCAAAGAAAGAAUGACUGCCAUGAACGGCUCCGAGAUGAAAGUAAGCGAACACGAGAAAAGGGUGGAUGAAGAAGUCAAGCAACUCUUGCUGGACAUCCGAAGAAUUGGAAAUGUACCUGGAUCGCCACAGGUGAAGUUUGGAGAACUGUUUGACGACGACAACGUACAACAGUUCUACGAAGCCUUAGUAGGAACUCUUAAAUCGGCGAAAAGACGCGGUGUGAUCGAUUUCAAGGGUCAGAUGCUUCUGAAAGGCAUGCACGACAGUGUGAUUAUCUCCAUUACAGAGCAAGGUCAGAAAGUUUAGCAGGCUUUCAAAUAGUACUUCCGGUCUUCACUAAUGGUUUUGCUUUAUCCGUGUACAACAGAUACCGUACCCACUUUGGCCUGAAGCAUAUUUGCUAUACAUUUUACGUUCAUAAUUUCUACUGACAGUAAGUUUUUGAUUUUCAAUGCUGUAUGCUGUUUGUACGAGGCAACCGGCAGUUUAAAAUGAGCAUGCAGAUAUGCUAUAAGAAACGAUUGUGUUUAUUUCGACUUGACAGUUGGUAUUGCAGGCUGUGAACCAUCCACAGAAAUUAUUCCGCCGGAUUCGUGGACUUUGUCAAUCAGAAAGUCGACGGUUUUGUCCUUGUCAAGACCGGCCUUCGUUUUUCCGUGUUUCCAGCGGUCGUCUGUGUUGUCAUAUUCGAAACCCGAUGAGCGCAAGUGCUCUUCAGAGAUACUAGCAUUGAAAUAGUGGUGAACAACCAACGAGACGUGGGAAUGGAAUGACUCAGUCACAACACCGCUGAGUUUCCCACCUUUGGCUGGACAAAAUAUAAGGGCAUCGCAUUGCACAGUAUAAUGAAUAUAAGGCAAUUCGUUCAAAAUCUCUCCCCUGCCUCCCUUUGCAAUUUUCAAAUUAUUGAACGCCAAAAGAAUACCACCCAUGCCAUCCGUGAACUUUAAAAGAAACAGCCUCAAAUUUUCUUCAAUACUUUUUCGUACGUUGUGGAGACCAGCUGGAAGGAUAGAAACGAUGAGCUCUAGCUUCUUUUCCAAAAAAACAGGCACGACAACCACCGGCAAACCAUUUUCUUUGCGACGCAUUUUCGACUCUUUCUUUGCUUUUCUUGCUCUCUCCACUCCCUCGGAAAAGUCCUCCGUGCGCUCUCUCUUUCCCAUCUUGGCUGGUCAAUAAGAGCGAAGAAAGUAGGGAGAUAUGUAUGCAGGACGACGAGCGAUAAACUACGAGAGCAGCAGACGCUUUGAGCUAUGUGACUUCCCCCUCGGCUUGUGAUUAUUGCAUACGCCGCAAAAGCAGGAUGACUUCACGGUUAUCACAGUUCCAAAGUCGAAAUAUGUUCGGCGGGCUGUCUUCCCAUUGUCAA